CUCAAUAAUUAGCACCAUCUGUGUGCGUACUACUUACUGCCUACCAGUGAGCCGCAGAGCAACCCGAUCGACGCAGCUUGCAAGCGAUGGCGAGGAGCGGGCGGGAGGAGGGAGGCGGCGGGGAGGAGAGGAAGCUGGUGCUGGGGCGGUACGAGCUCGGGCGGGUGCUGGGGCAGGGCACGUUCGCCAAGGUGCACUACGGCCGGGACCUCCGCUCCGGGGAGAGCGUCGCGAUCAAGGUCAUCGACAAGGCGCGGCUGCGGCAGACGGAGGGGAUGGUGGAGCAGCUGCGCCGGGAGAUCUCCGUCAUGCGGAUGGUGCGCCACCCAAACGUCGUCGCCAUCCGGGAGGUGCUCGCCAGCCGCGCCCGCGUCUUCGUCGUCAUGGAGUACGCCCGCGGCGGGGAGCUCUUCGCCAAGGUGGCCCGCGGCCGCGUCACCGAGGACCACGCCCGCCGCUACUUCCAGCAGCUCGUCGCCGCCGUCGGGUACUGCCACAGCCGCGGCGUCGCGCACCGGGACCUCAAGCCCGAGAACCUGCUGCUCGACGAGGAGGGGCGGCUCAAGGUCACCGACUUCGGCCUCGCCGCGCUCCCCGAGCAGCUGCGCCAGGACGGCCUGCUCCACACGCAGUGCGGCACCCCGGCGUACGUCGCGCCGGAGGUGCUGCGGAAGCGCGGCUACGACGGCGCCCGCGCCGACCUCUGGUCCUGCGGCGUCGUGCUCUACGUCCUGCUCUGCGGCUUCCUCCCGUUCCAGCACGACAGCUACGCCAAGAUGUACCAGAAGAUCUUCAAGGCCGAGUACCAGGUGCCGCCCUGGGUCUCCGGCGACGCGCGCCGCCUCAUCGCCCGCCUGCUCGUCGUCGACCCGGCCAAGCGCAUCUCCAUCGGGGAGAUCAUGCGCACGCCAUGGUUCAGGAAGGGCUUCGUGCCGCCCGUCCCCACCUCCCCUGUCUCCCCCAAGAAAUGGGAAGACGACGAUGUCGUCCUCGACGGCACCGCCGCCGCCGCCGGCGCCAUGUCGCCCCGGACGUGCAACGCGUUCCAGCUCAUAUCCUCCAUGUCCUCCGGGUUCGACCUGUCGGGGAUGUUCGAGAGCGAGCAGAAGGCCGCCACGGUGUUCACGUCCCGCGCGCCGGCGGCCACCGUCAUCCAGAAGCUGGAGGCCGUGGGGCGGUCGCUGGGGUACACCGUCACCAGAGGGAAAGGGUGGAAGCUCAGGCUGGAGGCGACGGCGGACGGAGCAAACGGGCGUCUCGCGGUCACCGCCGAGGCGCUCGAGGUGGCCACGGACGUCGCCGUGGUCGAGUUCGCGCACGACGCCGGCGACGAGCUCGACUUCAACAAGUUCUGCGCUGUGGACGUGCGCCCGGGGCUCGCCGACAUUGUCUGGGCGUGGCAGGGCGACGGCCCGGCGACGCCCGACGUUGCCGCCGAGUGCUCGCCGGCGUGAUGAGCGAGGCGUGAAAUGUGUAGACCAGCUUAAUUAGGCUGUUAGCUUUAGCUUCUUUGCUUGCAGAGUGAUGUACAGGCAAAUCGAGAGAUAUGUAAAUACAAAAGUUUUGUUAGUUGAUCAA
Messenger RNA from Oryza brachyantha (malo sina), 1578 nucleotides. RefSeq names its product CBL-interacting protein kinase 16. Gene Ontology annotation, molecular function: ATP binding; protein kinase activity. Gene Ontology annotation, biological process: signal transduction; protein phosphorylation. Lineage: Eukaryota; Viridiplantae; Streptophyta; Magnoliopsida; Poales; Poaceae. The record is from RefSeq and is a predicted model, not a curated record. The coding region runs from base 87 to 1454 and encodes 455 amino acids. The transcript has a single exon.